AUGUUGGAUGGCUGCAGACAGAGCGUCUGUCCAAAUGACCGGGGCCCGUCAACAUCAUUGGGACAAGACAGUCCUCAAAUAGUUGAACCACAUGAAGAAGAUCUUCCUGAUGUGUCUCCAAAUGCAGGAGUUAGCAGCAACCAAGCAGUACCUUCUAUUGUUUUGUCUGAGUACAUGAGAGCUAUUGAAACUGAAAGAAGGUGCUUCAUUGAAGGAUGCCGAGGAACAGAAAGAUACAGAGUAGCACUUACUACUCGUAAAAUGUUAUUUAAUGAAUAUAAAUAUUACAUCCCUCAAAAUAACCGUCUUUGUGCUCAACAUUUGGUUAUCGAAGCAUGGGAUUUACUGGAUAGUUUGACAUCCAAUUAUGUUCAGACAUUUACUGAGAGACAUAUUUAUGAUAUGAUGUCUCUAAGAGUAAAUAAAUAG
Molecule: messenger RNA, 429 nt
Organism: Danaus chrysippus (African queen)
Lineage: Eukaryota; Metazoa; Arthropoda; Insecta; Lepidoptera; Nymphalidae
Source: the annotation of a GenBank genome assembly